This is a messenger RNA of Miniopterus natalensis, 1588 nucleotides long. Lineage: Eukaryota; Metazoa; Chordata; Mammalia; Chiroptera; Miniopteridae. The record is from RefSeq and is a predicted model, not a curated record.
UCUCCUCAUAAAUACCUUGCGAGGACAGUGGUGACAGGUUACUGCCUUCAGACCGCACCAGUGAACCCUCUCUGAUUUCCACCCUAACAACAUUAGCGUGAAAUGGAUUAAAGCAUACCAAGAUAGAACUCCUCCAGAGCGACAAAUGGAGAACACACAGGAUGGAACCCUAGGGGACUGGUUCAAGAUCACAGUCCCUUAUGGGAUAAAGUAUGACAAGACAUGGCUAAUGAAUUCAAUCCAGAGUCAUUGCAGUGUCCCCUUCACUCCAGUGGACUUUCACUAUGUUAAACACUUGGCCCAGUUCUUUGUCCAGGAUGCUAGUGCUGCCUCUGCAUUGAAGGAUGUCAGCUACAAGAUUUGUGAUGAGCAGAACCAAAAGAUACCUAUCUUUGUCAAUACUUCUGCUGUACCCUACUCUGUGUGCAAUAAAUUGGAGCCAGAAAAAAUGGAGCAGCUAAAGCUGACCAUAAGCAAACGAUAUGAUGUCUCCCAGAAAGCUCUUGACCUUCAUAAGAUUCGCUUUGACCCAGACUUACUGGGCCAUGGUAUUAUUAUAGUCCUUAAUCGAAGAAACUGCAUGACUGCCAUCCUGGAGAUCAUCAAAAAGAAUUUCCCUGAGCUUUUAUCCUUGAACUUGUGCAAGAACAAACUGUACAAGCUGGAUUGCGUGUCUGAAAUUACACAGGUGGCCCCCAGAGUCAACAUCCUGAACCUCUCCAAAAAUGAGCUAAAGUCAGCCUGUGAGUUGGACAAGAUAAAAGGGCUGAAGCUUGAAGAACUGUGGCUGAAAGGGAACCCCUUGUGUGACACCUUCCCAGACCAGCCCACUUACAUAAGUGUCAUCAGGAAAUGUUUCCCCAACUUGUUACGCUUGGAUGGCGAGGAUUUACCCCCACCAACUGUAAUUGACAUUGUAGACAUGGACAUAAUAAAACCCUGUAAGGAAAGCUAUAAAGGACCUGAGACCCUGAAGAAUCUAGUCUCUCAAUUCCUGCUUCAGUAUUACUUGAUUUAUGAUUCUGAAGACCGACGAAGUCUCCUCAGUGCUUACCAUGAGGAGGCCUGCUUCUCCCUGACUGUUCUCUUCAACUCUGAAGACCCAGCUUUAAGCAGCUUGUGUGAGUACUUAAAGGAUAACAGGAAUAUGAAAAAAGUCAAGGAUCCUGACCUGCGGGUUCAGCUACUGAAGCGUACAAAUCAUGACAUUGUGAGCACCCUCUGCGUGUUGCCCAAAACUCAGCAUGACCUUAACUCCUAUGUGAUAGAUCUGUGCGUCCACACGGAAAUGAUGCUCUGUUUUUCUGUCAGUGGAGUUUUCAAGGAAGUGGAAGGAAACUCUCAAGGGCCUGUCUAUGCCUUCACCCGGACCUUCAUCUUGUCUUCUGGCAGCGAUUCCAGUCUGUGCAUCGUGAAUGAUAUAUUGACUGUGGGGAAUGCCGGCACAAAAGAAAUCCAGACUGCGUUCUCCAUUCCAGUACCUACGCCCACCUUUGGCUCCCUGCCCACCCUCUCCACAGAGCAGCAGGAAAUGGUGCAGGCUUUCUCCACCCAGUCUGGGAUAAGCCUCCAGUGGUCUCAGAAGUGA